AUGGCGCCCCGCAAGACCCUGUUGGCUCCCAUCCAUUUCAUUUUCAGCUUGUUGCAAAAGCGUAGUACGGUCUCCAUCUGGCUUUACGAGCAGCUCGCGUUCCGCAUUGAGGGCAAGAUCAGGGGAUUCGAUGAGUUCAUGAACCUGGUGGUUGACGACGCUGUCGAAGUCCGCCUAGCUACUAAGACUGAAGAAGAGAAGCGAAGACCUCUCGGUCAAAUUCUACUCAAGGGCGACAAUGUUUCUCUCAUCCAGGCUGUUUGA
Penicillium diatomitis is the source of this 264-nucleotide messenger RNA. Its product is annotated as small nuclear ribonucleoprotein E. Gene Ontology annotation, biological process: spliceosomal snRNP assembly; mRNA splicing, via spliceosome. NCBI's taxonomy places the organism in Eukaryota, Fungi, Ascomycota, Eurotiomycetes, Eurotiales, Aspergillaceae. The record is from RefSeq and is a predicted model, not a curated record. The transcript is spliced from 3 exons. Gene Ontology annotation, molecular function: RNA binding. Gene Ontology annotation, cellular component: U4 snRNP; U1 snRNP; precatalytic spliceosome. Bases 1 to 264 code for a protein of 87 amino acids.